ACCAUUUAAAACAAUGCUAUACUUUAUGAUUUUUGUUUUUUCUUAAAAAGAGUAUACAAAAUAUUAAAAAAUUGUUACAUUAAAAAGUUACCUCCCCUGCUCAUAGACCAAAUCUCGUAUAAUGAGAAUUUCACUCGCAGUCAUUUUUAGCCCUCUUCGAGGGCUUUGAUGCUGACCAACAGUUUUUCCAUACAACCCAUUCAUCUAUAGAGGUGUAUGCAAAAAAUUAGCCAGUUAUACAAAGAACAAAAUAACAUGGCCUCAACUGGUCAAGAUGCACUAUGGCUAGGAGUUGAUCUUGGCACAACCUCUGUGAAAGCUGUGUUAAUUAAUCAGUAUGCAGAAACAGUUUCAUCCUCAUCUCUAUCCACUUCAGCAGAUGUUAAAAGUGAAAUAGGAAGUUCUGGAUAUGAACAAAAUGUUCUUAAGAUAUUUUCUACUAUACAGAAUGUAGUUGUUCCCCUCAUUGCUGAAGUGAAACAUAAUAUCAAAGGAAUUGGAGUUACUGGCCAGAUGCAUGGUGUUGUGCUAUGGCAAAAUCUUUUUGAAGGAAAACAAAAUAGCUUCUUGAAAAUUAAUGAAAGUUGUUGUAGUCAUUUAUUCACAUGGCAAGAUCAACGAUGUUCAGAGGACUUCAUCAAAACCCUGCCCAGUUCAGAAAACUCCCAGACAACUCUAUCCACUGGUCAUGGCUGUGCUACCAUCUUCUGGCUGGCUAAAAAUAAACCAACAUUUUUUACUGAUGGAAACUUCACUUGCUGCGGGACUAUCAUGGACCUGCUGGUGUCUGUUUUAUGUGGCCUAGAAAGGCCUGUAACAUCCGAUCAGCUUGCUGCCAGCCUGGGUUAUUAUGAUGAAUCAACUCAAGGGUGGAGCUCAGCAUUAUCUGAGUCGAGUGAAUUUCCCUGUCACUUGCUACCGAAGAUAGUUCCAUCUGGAACACCAGUUGGCCGUGUCAGCUCAUCACAUGACGACUGGCCAGUGGAUGUGCCUGUGUACGUAGGCAUGGGUGAUGUCCAGUGCGCCAUGUACGCUCUACUAAAGAGUCACUAUGAUGCAGCUGUCAACAUCAGCACUUCAAUUCAGCUAGGGUUCAUCAUCGCCAACAAAGAUAAGGAGCAAGUGCGAGAAGAAUCUCCGCCAAGUAUAUCAUUCUUCCCAUACUUCAAUGACCAGCAGUUAGCACUGUGUGCUGGACUGAAUGGGGGAAAUGCCAUUCAACAUUUUGUUGAGUGUGUGGGACAAUGGUUUACAGAUCUAGAAACAGGUUUUGAUAUUCCUCCAUCUUUACUUCUACAAAAAUUGUUAAAAUUAUCACAGAAUGCUAACAGCACUGACACUUUGACCUUUUCUCCUGUAUUUUUCGGAGAACGCCACGACCCAGCAUCUACUGGACACAUCUCAGGCAUCAACUCCAUCAACUUUUCAAACAUCGGCGCCAUCUUCAGGGCAACCUGCCAGGGCAUUGUCAGCCACUUACACUGCAUGGUCCCAGCUAAAUAUCUACUUGACAGAGGCAUUCAGCGCCUGCUGCUUUCAGGCUCCGUGGCUGUCAACAACCCAGUGGUGAAAGAGAGACUGAUAGAGCUAUACACAGUGCCUGGAGAGCUCAGUGUGUUGGUUGACUUGAAAGAAAGCGAUGCUGUGGCUUCCGCAGCUGGUGCAGCCAAAUUAGUGAGGGAUAAAAUGGUGGAUUGGAAUAAUGGUAUGGGGUGUAACAAAUAAAACAAUGAAUUGUUGUUGUGUACUGCUAGUCUUUUACUAAUUGAAGCUGUGAUAACCCGAAUUAAGAAAAUACAAAAUAAAUAAAUUUUAAAGU
Physella acuta is the source of this 1819-nucleotide messenger RNA. RefSeq names its product sedoheptulokinase. Gene Ontology annotation, biological process: glycerol metabolic process; phosphorylation. Gene Ontology annotation, cellular component: cytosol. NCBI's taxonomy places the organism in Eukaryota, Metazoa, Mollusca, Gastropoda, Physidae. The record is from RefSeq and is a predicted model, not a curated record. Gene Ontology annotation, molecular function: sedoheptulokinase activity.